UAUCUUCUCUACCCUGGGAGCAGCUCCUCUGCCUUUGCCCCUCACCCCUGAAAAGUGUAUGCCUGCUCCAAGUUCGUCUCUACCCGCUCCCUGAUCAGCACCUCUCAGCUGCUGAGUCGUCCGCUCUCCGCAGUGGAGUUGAAGCGACCACAGAUGCCCACAGAUGAGGGCCUCAGCUGCUUGGCGGUCCGGCGACCUCUGACCUCGCUUAUCCCUAGCUGCAGCUUCCAAACCAGCGCCAUUUCAAGGGACAUCGGCACAGCUGCCAAGUUCAUUGGAGCUGGGGCUGCUACAGUUGGGGUGGCCGGCUCUGGAGCAGGAAUUGGGACUGUUUUUGGGAGUCUCAUCAUUGACUAUGCCAGGAACCCUUCUCUGAAGCAGCAACUCUUCUCCUAUGCGAUUCUGGGCUUCGCCCUCUCUGAGGCCAUGGGGCUCUUUUGCCUAACGGUGGCCUUCCUCAUCCUCUUCGCCAUGUGAAGCAGCUGUCUCCAUCUCCACCUCCCAUGGUUCUUCCGUGUCUCAUCUGCCCUGUGUGUUCCUUUUCCUGUGCCUCCCCAAGAAGUCUGGGGAAAGUGCUUGGCUCAGGGUUUGACAGAGAGAAGAAGACAAAUACUGUAUUAAUAAGAAAAAGAAGAAGAAGAAAAGAAGAAGAAGAA
Molecule: messenger RNA, 656 nt
Organism: Rattus norvegicus (Norway rat)
Lineage: Eukaryota; Metazoa; Chordata; Mammalia; Rodentia; Muridae
Source: RefSeq, a predicted model, not a curated record